GCAGGGCUCGACGCCCGCCGUGCCCGGAGGCGGGAGCCCGCGGCCCGCUGCUCCCCUCGGCCGGCCCGGCAUGACGCUGCGGCGGCGCCCCGGAGGCGGCGGCGGGCGCUGGGUGCCGGCCGCCCUGGCCGCGCUCCUGGCCCUGCGAGGCAUGGUGUGUCCUCUGGAGGUGUCCGUCAGUUCAGGGAGUAUCCAAGUUGCCCGAGGCCAGACAGCAGUAUUGCCCUGCACCUUCACCACUAAUGCUGCUCUCACUAACCUUAAUGUCAUAUGGAUGGUCACUCCUCUUUCUAACGCCAACCAGCCUGAACAGGUUAUUCUCUACCAAGGAGGUCAGAUCUUUGGUGGUGCACCCCAGUUCUAUGGGCGAGUGGGGUUUGCUGUGACAAUGCCAACCACCAGUGCCUCCAUCUUCAUCAACAACACCCAGCUAUCGGACACUGGCACGUACCAGUGUUUGGUCAACAAUCUUCCUGAUCGAGGCAGCAGGAAUAUUGGAGUCAUCGGACUCACCGUCUUGGUUCCUCCUUCUGCCCCGCUUUGCAGAAUCCAAGGGUCCUUGGAAGUGGGCAGCGAUAUCACACUGACCUGCAGCUCAGAAGAAGGCAUCCCCCGGCCAACAUACCUCUGGGAGAAACUGGACAAUGUUCCCAAGUUGCCCCCGACUGCCACACAAGACCAAGUCCAGGGCACUGUCACUCUCCGAAAUAUCAGCACUGUGUCCUCAGGUCUUUACCAAUGCGUGGCUUCAAAUGCCAUUGGAACCAGCACUUGCCUUCUGGACCUGCAAGUCAUUGCACCCCACCCCUGGAGCAUCGGCCUGAUUGCUGGAGCAGUGGCCACAGGUGCUGUCGUGCUUAUUGUCUGCGUUGUGUUGGUGGCCAUAGCACUGUUUUACUGGAAAAAUAAACACAAAGAAGAAGAAGAAGAGGAGAUUCCCAAUGAGAUAAGAGAGGAUGACCUGCCACCCAAAUGCUCCUCCACCACCAAGACAUUCCACGCUGAUGCAUCCUCAUCGGAGAACGACACCCUCACUUCCUCCAACACCUACAACAGCCGCUAUUGGAAUGAUCCCAAGGCCAAUCAUGCCACAGACUCCUUCACCCGCUUUAACAACAGUAACGACGCCCGCCAGCCACCCUUCUCCCGCUCAGGGAGUACAAGCGCUCGUCCUGUCUAUGCCAAUGGCGGCCACCCCUCCCCGGCUGCCCCUAAGACGCUGGUGGUGACAGCCAGCACAGCACCAUCCCCACAGGAGGUGGCCCGGAGCAAUGGCUCAGUUAGCAGGAAGCCUCGGCUUCCGCACACCCGCUCCUAUGCUGUCAGCCAGGCCACGCUGGAGCGGAUUGGGGCAGUUCCUGUCAUGGUGCCCGCCCAGAGCCGGGCUGGCUCACUUGUGUAGGGGCACAGUGGCAGCUGAGAGCUGAGCAAGGGCCUCGUGUACCAGAGGAGCGAAGACAUGGCUGAGAGACCCUACUCCUUCCUGAAAGGCAGUGAGGCAGAGGUUGACCUCCCAAGACCACUGCCAAUCACUGGGACAGCUUCAGCCAUGCUGCAAUGCCCCCCAGCUGUCGGGGCUCCACCAUGGACACCACAGAUGUGCCAAGGCCACAGGGCAUUGGGUGCCCUCCCUGCCUGCUGGGCCCUGGCUGGGACCCCCUCCCAGCCUAGCCUCAGGGCUUUCGCUUUUGUUUCCAGUUUGUUUUGUUGGGGGUCAUUUCUGUUCAUUUGGGUCUUUCAGGGAGGUUUUGGGAAGAUAUAUAUAUAUAUAUUUUUCUGUUGUUGUUGCUGUUUUAUUUCUAAGAGGAAAACGACCAGUGUGCAGCAGGGAAGGCCAAAAGGGGAGGGGUGCCAGACAAGGUAUACCUUGUCAUGGAGGCUGUGACCCCCUCUUUGCCUGCCCAGCCCUGCUGUUGGAUGAAAAAGAUUGUUGGGAUGGGGACAGCCAUGAAGAGGCCGAGCUGGAGGGGCAAGUUGGCAGCACAGCUACCAGCCAAACUGGGGGUAAGGCUGGACAAGGACGUGGGCCAGGGAGUGUUUCUCUUUAUUUAUUUUUUUGCUGUUCUUCCCCUCAACUCUGACACAAACACACACACACACACACACACUCAUGCACGCACAGGUAUUCCUCAGGCUGGGUGUUUUUCAGCUGCUGUCAGAGCUCUGUUCAUGGCUGUGGAGAGUGCUGCUGUCUCAGCCUCUGUCCCUGAGCAGCUCUGUGCAAAGCAAAGCUGGUACAGGCCCUGUGGCUUUUAUUUGGUGUUGCUGGAGUUAUCCUGGAGGCAGAGUCCUGAGCAGAGCCUGCUGCACCUGGGCUGCUCUUAUGUGGGGUGAGGGGCUUUGGACCUCACAGCUCUGGUGUUUGCAUGGUGGGCUUUCCUUAUUGGGCUGCCUAGAGGGCUUCCCUGCACAGCAGGGCACGUGUUUGCUUGCGGCUCUCACACAGAGACACCAUAGUUUUUGUUCCCCUUCUCCCACACAUGUGAACUUCCCGGAUGCUGAGUUUGGCAGGGUUUAUUUCCAAAACCUUUUCCUUAGAAAGAGUGAAAGCAGGGACUCAGUGGAAGAUGUAACUCUGUGGAAGCCCAUGUGCUGUCGCUCUGCCUCCCCUACUUCCCGCACUGGUACUUAUGGCACCUGCUGAUGGCUCUGCCAUCUCCUUACAGCCAGGGGGUGACUGUGGCUGGCACCUGUCCUUUUACUUCUUCUAUUGCAACUAAAUAGCCUUAAUCAAAGCCAAGAGUUGAAAUCACUCAAGGGACCUGAUGCCGUUGGAGGGAUGGAUUAAGGGCUUGGAUUUUUCCUCCUGAAAGAGCCCUGGCUCAGCAGAGCCAUGCCUGGAUGGGUAUCCCCAAAGUCCUGUGUAACACCAAGCCUUGCAUUUGUAAAGGCAGUGGUUACCUCCAAAAGUACCGGAGACCUCCCAGAUCUGAUCUGCUCUUGGAAAAAGCAAUGUGAGUGUUCACAGGUACAUUUCUGUAGCUCUCACACUGAAAAAAGGGUCACUUUAAGCCAAGAGACUUCCUCAUCCCCUUUUCCUUAUCCCGGCACGGCUUUACUUUCCUUAGCAGUGCACAAACCUUGGGCAGGGCCUUCUGCCUGAGCUGUACCUUUCAAAUGCAAGCACAUGCUCUGAGAAGGAGGGGGGAGAGUUGAAAGUUGGGUUCUCACACAAACACACUUGCUUUUGGGGAGGUUGUGUGCUCCUGGGCAGCAGUAGGCUUGAAGCUUGGCUGAGAUUUUGUGCCUUCUUUGCUUAAAAUAAAGAAAAAAGAAAAAGAAAAAAAGAAAAAAAAAAAGAAAAAAAAAGAGAGAAAAAGAAAAAAAAACAACCAACAAAUCCCAGCCUCCCUUCCUUCCCUGUCCUACACAACUCCAUCCAAGAAUGAGUGCAGACCACUGUGGUGGCACAGACAGGGAGUUGCUGUGUGUGUACACACGUUCCAGAGGAGCAGUCCUCUUCCCUACCUCUCUUUGCUGCUGCAUAGUAGGACUGAUUAGGGAAAGAAGGGUUGCUUUUGAAACCCUAAUGUGGGAAGGGAAGAAAAAGCAUUCAAAGAAAAGCCCGUACACGUUCUCUCUGCUUUGGAAACAAUCCCUGUGUGACUUUUACAGGAACACUGCCCUCAGCAGGCCCUCUCCUCUAGUAGGAAAGCUCUUCUUGUUCCUACCUUCCAUCAGACUGUUCGCUCCUCUUUCUUUGUUCUUUCUAAUUGUAUAAAAUUCAAUAAAACUUUAUUCAUAUAAAAAAAGGACUUUUUACUGCUUGCUGCUGCUUCCCCUUUCCCCCCUGUUCCAUAGCUACAAUGAAUUUGACUGUUGGUACUCAUCCUCAAUAUGACCGUCAGUAAGCAGUGACCGUGCAACCAUGAACUUGGGACAGCCAGUUUGGUAGUGCACCCUGCUAUUAUAGCCCUGUUUUGCUCAUUCAUAAUAACAACACCUUGCCCUUGAAGGUACAAUUUCCCAGGCUUGCAAGAUCUCUGCUUCCCUAGACAAAGAUGAGUUCUGUUUUUUGCCAUUUAGGAAAUGGGGAUCCUUUGCGCUGCUUUGAGUGAUAUGGGAAAAUGUUUUUGUCACAUUUCGCUUUCCAGUCUGAGACAAGGCAUGUUCAACCCUGAUGCAAAAGUCUAUGGCGGUCACCAGGAAGGCCCUCUCUGACUUUCGUGGGCUUCUGAAUAGAUUUGAUGGGGGAAACUAUCAGGAGGUUAACUGAUGUUCUGAGCACCAUGGGUAGAGCAUUAUGCUUCCAGGGCAUAAGGGGACUGGGAAGCACAUACCUCUUGGUAUCAACAGCUGCUAGCAGAAAGUUAUGAGGCCAUUCUGAUGUUUUGCUAUUUUUUCUUCUAGGCAUUUUUUUUUCUUUCUCAUUUUCCUUUCUUCUCUAAACUCCUCCAGAUAGUCUGAGAAUGAUUAUUUAAACCAGAAAACUGCAGAUCCACCAGUGGUGUUAAUUCAGCCCUGCUGCCCUGCUGCACACAUAUCUUGCUCUCAUUCCAUGGUAUUUUUCAACACCUAAUUUAAAAUACUCCUUUGAAUGUAUUUUCAGCUGCCGGCUUUACAGUAGAUGAAAUGACUGCAUUGCCAUUAUGGGAAAGUUGCUGUAGGUAUCUUAAUGUUUGCAUUUUUCAUCUUUUGAUUGUGCAACCUUGAUGUGACAUUAAUAGUGCCUUUGCAUUUGAUUCCCAUGAUAGUCCUGUCAGUAUUCUGCUCUCCUAUCCAUUCCUUGCCACUGGCUUGCCCUUCACAUCAUUUUUUUUUUUUUCCUGUGCAUCUCCGUCUAUUGAUCUAUAGCAGAAUUUCCCAAGAUACAAGACAGUUUACUAUGUUUGUUCAGCACCUACUGUGCUGGUGUUUGAGCUGUAAGUUGUACCAAAUGAGGCAUUGCUGUAAUACAAAUUCCUAGCUAAAAAUAA
Messenger RNA from Coturnix japonica (Japanese quail), 4916 nucleotides. It is a transcript of the gene IGSF11, whose product is annotated as immunoglobulin superfamily member 11. The record is from RefSeq and is a predicted model, not a curated record. Gene Ontology annotation, cellular component: cell-cell junction. NCBI's taxonomy places the organism in Eukaryota, Metazoa, Chordata, Aves, Galliformes, Phasianidae.